AUAAGAUUAUUGAUCCCCAGGGGACAAUUAACACGCUACCAAGCAGUAUGUAAGGUAAUAUAUAUCAAUUCAUUAAAAUUAGCUCCUCAUUUACCAGCUGCAAUAUUAAAGUGAUUAAUGCAUCAAUAAUUAUAAUCCUGUAAUAUACAUUUGUCUGAAAUGGGACUGGUUGUCUGCAGUCUCUCAUGAGAAUAAUGUUCAAAUGAUUUUUACACAUGAGAAAGAGUGUGAACAUAUUUAAUUUGUUCGUGUAAACGCUUCCAUGGUCAUUGUCACCUGCUCUUACUUUGAACUUUGUGUAUAAACAGCUGAUCAGGUUUAUUUUGAAGGUCGGUAAUGAACAGACCGGAAGCUCACAGGUAUUCCACCUGGGUGCUCCUCUUUGUAGGAAAUACCUGGGCUGAUCGGGAAGGGUUUCCUGGCUGAACGGUGCAGGUACUCCCCUCGGCUUACCUGCGCAGGUUAUCGGAAGAGUUUUGUUCUAAGCCUGUCGAAACUUGUUCAACGUAAAACAGAAACCCGUGAGCUUUCUGACUAACUGCUGACUACAGAUAAAGUGGUUGCCCCCUUAAACUCCUGCUGCGGAAAAGUGAAAGUAAACGUGAAGGCGGCUGCCUGUGACCUUUCUUCUUCUGAGAAAUGGCUCAGCGACACUUGCUCACCCUCUUCAUCCUCACCUCCUUUGCAGUUGCUGGAGAGUCUUCAAAAUAUGCACUCAAAGGGAAGCAGGUGAGCUUGAAGCCAGACAUCACUGGACACCCUGCAGAAAUUCUGUGGAAGCAUAACGGCAACAAAGUGGUGGAGUUUGACAGUCAGGAGGAAAGUGUGUUCAACCCGUUUAAAAACAGGGUCACUCUUGACUGGCAAUCGGCAGAACUCAAUAUCACUGACCUCAGCUUUGAAGACAGCGGGAAAUAUGUGGUGGAAGUAUAUAUCAACAGGCAGUUGCAUGAAAUCCCUCAUGAACUGGAGGUCAUAGAAAUUGUUGCCAAGCCCACCAUAUCCUGCACGAUGAAUGAUGGCGGCGGCUCUAACAUGUCUGCAACGCUGGAGUGCUCUGCAGAGCCCAGACAUCCUCAGUCCUUAAUGACUUUUGAGUGGAGUUCACAUGGAAACGUGCAUCCUGGCACACAGCUGAUAAUAUCUCUUGGGGAGAAACAUGAUGAUGAAGUGUACAGCUGUCGUGUGAGCAACCCUCUGAGUCACGACACGGCUACAUUCACAGCAAAGCAUUGCUACCCCAAUGAAACUUCUGCAGCAGUCAUUGCCGGCGUAGUCUCUGCGGUUAUACUGCUCCUCAUCAUUGUGAUCGCGGGGGUGUUUUUCUGCCGACACACCCACAAAGCAUGUUUUGCAAAAGGAACGAGAGAUGAUUUGAAGAAACAGUCACCACCUGGUAAGACAGAAGGGUCUGAUGAGGAGAAGGCUCAGCGUGAUGAAAAUACUCGUCUUCUUGACAGAGCACCCACACUUCCCUCUACUCAGCCACUGCGCUUCUCAGACCAAGAUGAUUCAGAAGAUGAGAGGCCACGAAAAGGGCAUGUCCAAAGCAUGAAAAAACACUUUGAGCCAAACAACAGUGGACAGACUGCGCCCACAAACUUGCAGACAGGUAGUGAGUCGCCUUCUUGUCCUGAUGUGAAUCAUCUUGUUAGCAACGACACAGGUGAUGCAGAUGCAGACCAGUCCAGAGAAGCUGCAGGGGAAAAGGUCCCACUGUGUGCAACUGAAGCAGACCCAGCUGGUGCGCCGGCCAGGGAAUCCUCCGCUGCUCCUGAAUACUCAGAUGAUUCAGAAGAUGAGAGGCCACGAAAAGGUGAUGUGAAUAAUCUUGCUAGCAACGACAAAGGUGAUGCAGAUGCAGACCAGUCCAGAGAAGCUGCAGGGGAAAAGGUCCCACUGUGUGCAACUGAAGCAGACCCAGCUGGUGCGCCGGCCAGGGAAUCCUCCACUGCUCCUGAACACUCAGUACAUGAUAUGGAUUCAGAGGAUGAGAAGCCAACAAAAGAGUUAGAGAAAGAGGCAGAGGCAGAGGAGACUGAGGAGGCAAAGUCUCUUCCUGCAAAUGGUGUCUUUCCUACUACUCAGCCAUGUUCACCAUUGACCCAAAACUCUCCAAAUAUGGCAGCUAAGGACACCGCUGCUGAACCCAAGGAAGACGCCAUCUCUGAUCAGGUUAAUGCCGAAACUGGCAGAAAUUUGAGAAAGUUUAACUCAUCAGGCAUAGGGAAAACAAACGAAUCAGACAACUGUAGCAGGAACGAACAGACGCCCAGCGUUCCUGAAGAUAAAGGCUCAGAAACACUGCAUGGGCAAGACUCAGGCACACCACAGGAAGAAACACACAUAAGUGACGAUAAACAGCAAGAAAUUAACAAAUUGGUUUCUGCAGCUGAAAAUGAAACCGAUAGUGACGGUCAGCCUCAGAACUCCACUCCAGCAAAACUAGAAAACACAACCACCAGUACCCUUCAAGAGUCUCCAGACACUGCAAAUACUGACCCAGGUCAACAAGAAAAGGGCCAGACCGGGAACAACUCUGAUGAUUCUGGUGAGGAUGACGGUGAAACUGCUGAAGAUAAAAAUGGUGAAGAAAAGUCAGGCCUCAGUGAGGAUAAAGACACACAAAAGAAAGAUGAAGUUGUUGCACUAUCCAUCAUACAACAAAAUGAAAAAGAGAAAAUUUAAGAAGGAAGAAAGUGAAGUUGUAAAUACAGCAAAGGAAAAAGGAUAAGAGCCAUACUGACGUGUAAAGGCAGAGUUAAAAGAGUGUGGAGGACUUUCAGUCCAGGACUGUCCAGAGGAACACAAAUGUACACAGUAAGGCCCACUGAGAGGAGGAGCAGUUACCCAGCGACAGGAGCUACAGCCAAUCAAUCUACAAACUACGACCAAAGUGACAAAAACUCAUGCCAUACCACAUGUACAGAUUUAAAUAU
Chelmon rostratus (copperband butterflyfish) is the source of this 2939-nucleotide messenger RNA. RefSeq names its product suppressor protein SRP40-like. The coding region runs from base 640 to 2688 and encodes 682 amino acids. The transcript has 13 exons. Lineage: Eukaryota; Metazoa; Chordata; Actinopteri; Chaetodontiformes; Chaetodontidae. The record is from RefSeq and is a predicted model, not a curated record.